Loxodonta africana (African savanna elephant) is the source of this 4808-nucleotide messenger RNA. Its product is annotated as neuferricin. Gene Ontology annotation, cellular component: membrane; endomembrane system. The record is from RefSeq and is a predicted model, not a curated record. NCBI's taxonomy places the organism in Eukaryota, Metazoa, Chordata, Mammalia, Proboscidea, Elephantidae. Bases 459 to 917 code for a protein of 152 amino acids. The transcript is spliced from 4 exons.
CCGCCGACAGCUAGGCGAGGAGAACCGCAGCAAAGGGUGGAACCCUGACUUCCAAGAGGGCGUGUCUGUCGUAACGUCAGCGUCCUCCCGCGGCCUCCUUUGCCGCCAUUUUUGUUGGGGGCGGACAACCUGCAAGCCAAGAAGGUCUUUCGCUGUCCCACGUUCUCGGAAUCCCUCCACUUUCACAAGCUUUGCUAAAAAAGUGCGAGAAAGAGUGGGAGUCAGGGCAUGAAUUUCCCGCCAAAGACUUCUUCCUUUCAGUCUUCCGCUGGCCCCUUAGGUGUCAAGAGGACACGGGCGAGAGGGUCGCGCCGGUGACGUCACGGCCGGCGUCUCCACCAUCUUAGUUGUGGCUAGAGAGGCGGAAACCUCGCCGAGAUGCGUCCAGAGCAUUUGUAACUGGGGACUACUCUGAAGCAGGCCUGGUCGAUGAUGUAUCUGACUUGUCAUUUUCUGAUAUGCUGACCCUUCAAAAUUGGCUUUCAUUCUAUGAGAAGAAUUACAAAUUCGUUGGAAAGGUGAUCGGAAGGUUCUACGGAGAGGAUGGGCUCCCGACCCCAGCACUGACCCUGGUAGAAGCCAUGAUCAUCAAAGGCUUGGAGGCAAGUAAACAGGAAAUAAAGGAGAAGCAGAAGUUUCCGCCGUGCAACGCUGAGUGGAGCUCAACCAGGGGCAGCCGAUUCUGGUGUUCCCAAAAGAGUGGAGGUGUGAGCAGAGACUGGAUUGGCGUCCCCAGGAAGCUGUUUAAGCCAGGUGCCAAGGAGCCCCAGUGUGUGUGUGUGAGAACAACUGGCCCCCCUAGUGACCAGCUGCCGGACAACCCUUUGCACAGAAAUCACGGGGACUUGGAUCACCCCAACUUGAGGGAAUACACAGGCUGCCCAUCCCUGGCCACCUCAUGCUCCUUCCCACCCUAAGUGGUUGCCAUAUAUGUUGAUAAUACACUUGAACCCUACCCAGAACCCUAAUAGGCUCUUAACCCCCACGUUCCCUAGGAUGGCUCCUGACAUGAGACAAGGGGGCCUGGAAGGACUCUGGCCCACACUCUGCAACUGUGACUCAUGUCCCCCUCACCCUUCUGGUGACUGAGGCCAGAGCUCAGUGACUUGCCUAGUCUAGUACUGGUCAGCCGGUUUCUGCCACUAUUUCCCUGGAUACUUGUACCAUCUUCCUUCAGACUCCUCAGAUAUCAAUGUGCACAAAUACGACCAACUCAAAACUAACUUGACAAACAAGCAAAAGGGCUCUCGGUUCCAACAGCCCCAUUUCCGUGGGCCCCCAGGUUGCGUGGAUCAGUUGCCAGCAGUCCUGGGUCCUGCCUGCACCUCAGCCUUUCCCAACCCUGUCAGGGCAUCUGGGGCACUAGCAAAAAGAGACUUCAUAAUUCCCUGACGAGUCUGAGCAGACAUAUUUCAGACAGCCAUACAGAUUAGACAGUGUCUGUCCCAGGUUCCCCCCUGGCUGAACUUGGGAGCCCUGACUUCACCCUACGGCAAGCUUGUUGUUUAGAGCUGGGCCAAUACGAUGAGUGGUGGAUAGUGAUAGGCAGUUCUGGAAACGGGAAACCUUUUGCUUAUAUGGAUGCGGCAAAUCCAGGCGCUUCCGAACAAAGCAACAAUUUAAAGCGAGGAUACUGUCUGGCUUUGAAACACUUCAAAUCAGGUGUGGUGUGUUUUCUAAGGGAAAAGUCUGCAUUUUGAGCCAAAGGUAGUUUCACAGCCCCUGACACAGUAGCAUAACAUCAGGGUUUGGGCAAGGACGUAAAUGUUAAUCCACGCAGCCCCGACUUAAUGGUAGCCUGGCUUGCAAGCCGUCCAGUGGGUUGUAUGUCCAAGGUCAUCUGUAGUCUACUACAUUUGACAAAUUUCAUACCUUUUACUUCAUAGAUGGGAGUAAGGUGUGUUUACCUUACAUUUAAGGAAACGAAGAGUGGUGCUAUCUCAGGCUCGUGGUCUCUCCUGAGGCUUUGCCUCAACUCCUUUUCCCAGUCCGCUCAACUAUGUUUCUAAACCUCCUCUAUUCUUCCUUUCUCUAUUUCCCUCUCCUUUAUAUGGAGGCUGUCUCCCCUUCCCUGGCAGACUCACGGCUGACUGCCCUUACUGGACACAGUGAGUUCCCACACCUGGGCUGCUCUUGGCUCCUUUUGCCACCCCAGAUCUCCCUCAUCUGCCCCUCCUUGUCCCUUUAACCUCUCCCAGCCUCCUGGCUCUUCCUCCUAAGUAUGCAGUAAAUGGGCCCACUUUCUUCACAUCGUAAACAAAAUACUCCAUCAACACCAGUUCUGACGUAGCUACCAUAUCUACUUCCUGUCACAGCCAAGUGCCUUGAAAAAGCUGCUUAUACUCAGUCUUUGUUUUUCACCCCCAUUUGCUAUGCAACAUAGCUGCCUGGUUUCUGCCCUUCUCUGUGCCCAAAAGCAGGAUAAAUUCUAUAUUGGCGUGUUCACGUUCAAUUCUUACCUACAUGGACCGUUGUCACGUUGGACACGGUUACCCAUGAGGUUCCCACAUGAAAUCAGCUCUUCGCUUCUUUCUAUUUCCCUUUUCUGCCUCUGGCCGUUCCUUCUCAGUCUCCGUGAAAGCUGCCCCUCCUCUGUGAUCUGCUGCUCAUUGCUCUUCUCUUGCUCCAGCCACAGCUUAAGAUUGCCAAACCUGUAUCUCCUGUCUAGGCAGUGCCCCUCAAACUCCUCGUUUCUGGCAUUCCAUCUUCACCUUCCUUUCCCAUGAUUCUUCUAGCACUGGCACCCCCAUCCACACCCAGUCACACCAAGUAAGAAUUAUAGCAGCUCCUUCCUCUCCUCUCCCCUUCCCCGCAACCAGUGUCCAAGCCUGGCAAUUCUGCCUCCUGAACUCUCUCCUGCCCAUCCUCUCUUCACUACUCCUUGUGCUGCUCCUCUGGUUUAGGCCUCCGUUUCUCACCCAGUUACUGCAGGAAUAUAACCAUACAACCUGCCUCCCAUUUCACCGCCUCCAGCCAUCCUACACACUGCUGCCAGAAUCGUCAUCUUAGUGCUCGUGGCAUUCCCUGGCUCAGUGGCUCUCCAUGUCUGUAAAGAUCAAGGGUUAACCUCAGCAGCUUGGCACAUACAGCGCUUCUACAGUCCAUCCUCCUUAGCCUCUGUGUCUCCCACCGGCUCCCACACCCACCCUCCCUCCAGCUGCCAUCUCACUGCAUCAUCCCUGCAUUCCUUCUGCCUGGAAUGAUACCUCUUCCUCCACUCAAUUUGUCCACCUCUUAUUUCUUCAAAACUUGGCUCAGUCAGCACCUCUUGGGAGCCUUCAUUAACCAGUGGCCCAGCAGCUGGGCCUCAGUUCCCGUCGCAUCUUGUGCCAACUCCUAAAAUGACACGUAUCUCAGUAUACUGUAACGUUCAUUUCCUCUUCGACCUCUCACUGGACUGCAGGUUCCCAGGGCACUCAGCUUUGUACCCCCAGCAUCCAUAGUGCCAACCGUGUGGUCAGUGUGCAGUUAGUUCUUAUUUUAGAGGUGCAGCUACGGAGGCUCAAAGGACUUAAGUGACCUGCCCAAGGUCACAAAGCAAUGGAGCUGAGUCUAGAACUCAAGGUUCUAACUCCUGACUUAGUGCUGUUUUACUCCUAUUUCUGAAUGUCUCUGCCCUCCCUGGAACAGGGGUGAACAGAAAGGAGAGCUGAAAUUAGGACCUUGUUCUGAGUUCCAGGCAGCCCUUGAACUCAGUACACGAGGCUUCUCUGUCACCUGGAAACAGCCCUCAACUCCAGGCUAACUGGGAACUAGUCACUCCCUGCUCUGGUUCCUCCUUUAGUAACUCAGCAAAUACCUACCAAGUACCUACUCUGUGAUGGGCAUUGUGUUGAGGGUGGGAGGCAGGAGGCUGCCGACCUCAAGUUUACAGUAUGGUAGAGUAGACCCCUGGCUAGAGCAUCUAGAGUCCACUCUUGGGGUAAGGAUACAGGGAUAGUGGAGGGUCAGGGCCAGAGAUGUUCAGACCCUUCCAAAAACAAACUUGGGGUUGGGGGGAGGGUUGCAAAACAAGAUAGUCAUCCCAGCCAUUCCAUUCUAGGAGGAACCUGGAAGGUACCUGAACUCUGACUGAAGCAACACCCCUACAGCUAGGCUCCAGAAAAAGCUCAGCCAGUCUCAGGAACCUGCACAGUUCCUUGUUCACUGAGAAUUCACUUCCUUUUUGGUUCUAGCCACUUUAUAGUAAAGAGCCUCCCUCAUGUCAGGGUAGUAGGUCAGCCCCAAGAAGCUGGUUGUCACUGAGGAAAUACCUUUCUCCAGAAGACACGGCCCUGGACAAAACUGUGAAGGAGUAAGAACGCAGUCCCUCCCUGAAUUCAGCCCCUUUUGAGCAUGUAGUUACUUGCUGGCAGGGGACUGUGGACAAGAAAACAAGUACAUGUUGGGCAACUCUGCUGCACCAGGCCCUGUGCAGGGAGUAUCGUGUUCUCAUUCAGCCUCUAUGCCAGCCUUGAGAGGUUCCAUUGUAUGGCCCGUGGCGGCGGGAGGACAUAAAUACUACUCCCUCCUAAUAGCUACAAUGGCCAUCAUGUGACAAGGCCAAGGUUUUUAUCCAGAUCUCCCCUCAGCCACACAAACAAGCAGUGUUAAAGCAAAGGUGGGGCAGCUAUGUGGUAGGCCUGGUGUCCUUCAACAUCUUGAUGAAAAUCUUAACAUCUGCCUUUUAGUUCCAAUAUUUCAUAUUUCUAUGAACAGAACUAAGAGUGAAGAAUCUGGGAAUUUUUGGUCAAAGCUCAAUCACUGUAUGACGGCAAAACCGAGGGAGCCAGAUCAGACCGUCACCCCGACUCCUUGCUUGCCUUGCC